AUGGCUGAUGAACUCCACCAAUCACACCCACCGUCCUCUCCCUCGCCGUCGCCGUCACCGCCGCCGCCUCGACAGUCACCGAAAGAAGAACAAGAAGAAGUCAAUCCAGAAAUCAAAUCCAAGUCUCGAUGUAAGAACAACACCUUCUUUGGCAGACAUAGAAUCACAGCAGCCAUAAACAGACUCCAAAACGAAAUCAAUAUCAUCAAAGAAGAAUUGCAACAGCUCGAGAAUAUUGGUGAAUCUUCUACCGUCUGCGCAGGAUUCAUCUCCAGCGUUGAAUCGAUUCCAGAUCCUUUGCUUCCAGAAACAAUCGGUCCGACGGAUGUGAACUGGGACCAGUGGUUCCGAGGAGCUCAUGGCAGUCGAAAUCACAGACGGUGGAUCUGAUUCCGGUGAAAGAGGGAGAUCCAGUUUUGCAAUUCGCGGUUGAUUUAUAGGGUUUUGACAUCAUCUUCUUUUUUUCUGUUGUUGAUCGAUUGCCGCCAUAACUACAAUGUCGAGAAGGAGAAGAAGAAGAAGAAGGAAAAGUCUCUUCAACUUGGGGAAUUGAAACGACGACGUCGCAAUCGGAUCGUGUGUAAAAGUUUUUAUUUUUUCUUUUCUUUUGGAUUAAUACAAUUUUUUUCUCCGAAUUUAACUUUACCGUUCACUUA
Cucumis melo (muskmelon) is the source of this 656-nucleotide messenger RNA. Its product is annotated as guanine nucleotide-binding protein subunit gamma 2-like. Gene Ontology annotation, biological process: G protein-coupled receptor signaling pathway. The record is from RefSeq and is a predicted model, not a curated record. The coding region runs from base 1 to 390 and encodes 129 amino acids. Lineage: Eukaryota; Viridiplantae; Streptophyta; Magnoliopsida; Cucurbitales; Cucurbitaceae. The transcript has 4 exons.